Molecule: messenger RNA, 1764 nt
Organism: Dendrobium catenatum
Lineage: Eukaryota; Viridiplantae; Streptophyta; Magnoliopsida; Asparagales; Orchidaceae
Exons: 6
Coding region: 489-1484 (331 amino acids)
Biological process (GO): deoxyribonucleotide catabolic process
Molecular function (GO): 5'-nucleotidase activity
Source: RefSeq, a predicted model, not a curated record
GCCCUAAAACCGUAAAACGUGCGAUAAGGCGAAAUUUUAUGGAAUAAAUUUCAUGAAGAACCGCUUUAUAUUAAUGAUUGCACGAAUCUUUCCGCUCAAAUUGGAAUUUGCCGGAAUCUUUUUCACCGCAUUAUUUUCCGUUUAUUCUUUCCUGCUGUUGUCGCCUGAAACAGAUCAUCGUUGCCGCCUGCAAUGUGUUUGAGAUCGGUUACUCGUUGGUAAGCCCUCGCGGAUCUCAUCUCCUCGAUGAUUUUUCUAUGGAUGUUCAUAGAAUUACUUGGAAGUGUCUCUAAGCAAGCUUUUGUGGCUAUUGAUAUUGUUUCUUUCGGUCCUCUGAUCUGAAUCAAGAAGAAGGAUUCUAUUGGCUAGAAGUAAAAUCGUAGACGUUAUCUGCUUCUGAAUUAAAGUGGUCGGCAAGUUUUUUUGUUUAGAAAAUGGUUUUGUUAAGUCAUUUAGAAUUUGAUUUUUGCUGAACUGUGCAUGUCGUUAUGUUAAAGAGGAAAGCCUUGGGAUUUAUCUCCAAUUCUCGAUGUUUGAUGGCCUUAAGUAAGCUUCAGUUCUCCUGCGGCGCCUUUUAUCGGUGCGGAUUGAGGGAGCUUGAUGAUUCUAGCAGAAUCAAGGGGACAGGUUCGGCUGAAUGGAGUCGGGGGUCCGCUCUCAAUUCCUUUAAUGGUUUGAGAUUGAAAGGUUCCUUGGGUCAAAGUGAUGUUCCCUUUAGAAGUCAAGAUGAUGAGAGGUCUAGGGCUCAUGCCAUGGCUCCAUUGCGGCGGAGAUUUCGUGAUUCAAGAGUUUUAGGGAAUGAGGUUGGGACACAAUAUGUGAAUGGAUUUGGGAAGCCUCUUAGAUAUCCUCAACAAUGGAAGCGUGAGAAAAUAGCAGUCGCUGUUGAUGUUGAUGAAGUUCUUGGCAGCUUUAUCCCGGCGCUUAAUAAAUUUGUUGCAGAUCGGUACUCAUCAUAUCACACUGUUUCAGACUAUUAUAUCUACGAGUUCUUUAGGAUAUGGAAUUGCACUCGUGCUGAAGCUGAAAUACGGGUCCACGAUUUUUUUCAAACCCAGUAUUUUACGUCUGGUAUUCAUCCCAUUCCUGGUGCUCAUACUGCUCUUUGUAAUCUGUCAGCUUUCUGCAACUUAUCAGUUGUGACAUCUCGGCAAAAUGUUAUUAAAGAUCAGACAUGCGAUUGGAUUGAGCGGCAUUUUCCUGGCCUGUUUAAGGAGAUCCACUUUGGAAAUCAUUUUGCGUUGGAUGGGAAAUCAAGGCCAAAAUCUGAGAUUUGCAGAUCCAUUGGUGCUAAGGUACUGAUAGAUGAUAACCCAAGAUAUGCUGUGGAAUGUGCUGAGGCUGGCAUUAGAGUCCUCCUCUUUGAUUACCACAACUCCUAUCCAUGGUGCAAGGAUGACUCUGUAGAUUCUUACAGCCUAGUCACUAAGGUUCAUAAUUGGGAAGAGGUGGAGCAGCACCUGAUAUCUUGGGCAAUUGUGUAAGAAUAUGUUAAAAAUCCAUUUAACAUAUUGAUUCUUUUUAGCUGGAAACCAAAUUUUCCAUGGAAACCUCAAAUUUUAUGUUUAUUAGUUUUUCAACCCCCAUAUUUUGUGCACAGUGAGAACUGCAAAAGAUUAGGAUUUAUGUACUCUUGGGCAUGGUAGUAAUGGUGGGGAUUCUGGUCUUUUUUUAUUAUCGAUUUGUAAAUAAACAUUAAGAAUUUUGCAUAUGGAUUGACUAUUUAGCUGGUAAAUGAUUUCUUGAUAAUGGAGAUUUGAUGUA